AUGAUGUGCACUCGCCUGUGUUCCUCGCGCCUUUACCUGCGCUCCACGAGACUUAUGUCUACAGCGUCCCCCAGGAUGGUGCAAGCAGCUACUGCUUCUCCUGCAGACAAGCAGCCAAACCUCAUGGUCGCCUCUUUGGCCUUCGAGGAUCCCAGCGCAUUCCGGGUAAAGACCUUAAGUGAGUUGUUUCGUGCAUUGGCUGUCUUCCGAUUCUGCUCCUUUCCUGUAUUGGUCAACAACUGCAACAAGCUGAUGUCAGCAGCCCGUAGUAUCCUGGGCAAGCGCAUCUUCUCCUCUCUGAUGAGAACCACGGUGUACGCUCAGUUUGUGGCUGGAGAGAAUGAGAAGGAGAUCUCUGAAUCCAUGGAGAAGAUGAGCACGCUGGGACUGAGGCCCAUGCUGGCGGUCCCCAUUGAGGAGGACCUUGGAGAGAGCACAGGAGAGAAGAGAUAUAACGACAACAUGGACGCCAUGUUGGAAUGUGUACGGAUGUCGCAUAGCAACGCUUGGAGCAAAGAUCCCAUGAUGCAACUCAAGGUCACGGCUCUGCUCAGCCCUGAACUAUGCGUCAAGCUCACCAAGGUCAUUUCCAAACAAACAUAUGACUUGGACCUCCUGGUCCGAGCUAUGGAUGGCGAGGACGUAAAGUUUCCUGGUUUGGAGGAGAGUGAGGCAGCGCACCUGCACUGUAGCCUGCAGCGACUCAAUAAGAUAGCCGAGUCUAGCGUAAACAAAGUGCGGGUCCUAGUUGAUGCGGAAUACACCUAUAUGAACCCCGCCCUGUCCCUUGUUACCAUGGCAAUGAUGAAAAAGUUUAACAAAGACGGAGCCUGGAUUUGGUACACAUAUCAGUGUUACCUAAAGGAGACAAGAGCGCACCUGAUGGAAGCGAUUCGUCAGUCCCAGGAAGAAGGGUUCUGUCUGGGAGUGAAGCUGGUGCGAGGAGCCUACAUGGACAAAGAGAGGAAGCUAGCAGGGAAGGAGGGUCGCCCGGACCCAGUCCAAGACUGCUGGGAAGACACAAAUGAAAAUUACAACAGCUUGCUGGAGGUGAUGCUAAGGCUCGUUGCUCAGGACCCGGAACGCUACAGGAUCAUUGUCGCCACACACAAUGAAGAGUCUGUGAGGCGGGCAGCCAGAUGGGUUGAGGAUUUGGGUAUUGACAAAGCAAGAGGAUCCGCAUGUUUCGGUCAGCUUCUUGGGAUGUGUGAUCACGUGUCCCUCACUCUGGCCAAGGAGGGUUACGCAGUGUACAAGUCUGUCCCAUAUGGCUCUGUGGACGACACCUUGCCGUAUCUGGUGCGACGGGCCCAGGAGAACCAAACUGUGCUGAAGGGCAUCCGCAAAGAGAGAGACCUCCUCAGACAGGAGCUCCAAAGGAGACUCAGAUUGAGAGCUUACUAG
Nerophis lumbriciformis (worm pipefish) is the source of this 1404-nucleotide messenger RNA. The record is from RefSeq and is a predicted model, not a curated record. Lineage: Eukaryota; Metazoa; Chordata; Actinopteri; Syngnathiformes; Syngnathidae.